AUGAAGUCCAAGCUUCUUUUAGCCAUGCUUUUCGCUGCUUCGGCGGUGGCAGCAACGGUGAUGGAAGAAUCGGAGCCAGAAUACUCCCUCCAAAAACGAGCGUUCUACAAAGAUGGCUACAAGAUCUUUAAACGCAAGCGAAAUGCUCACGCCUGCAUGAUGUCCAUCGUCUUCAUCGUCCUCUUUCCGCUGGGUGCCAUCUCCCUUCAUCUUCCCCUCCGAGGCGUUCGCGUGGUUCAGUUCAUUCACGCGCCAAUCCAAAUCCUGGGGAUGGCCAUGAUGAUUGGCGCACUGGGGCUGGGUAUCGACAUUGCAGACAAUGAUUUGAACUACUUCGCCGGCAGCACCUCGACCAAAGCACAUGUCGUGAUCGGCCUACUGGCAACCUCGGCGCUGAUCCUCUUUCAGCCGGCACUAGGGUUAUUGCAGCAUCGUUAUUUCAAAAAGACCGGCAAGAAGAGCAUGUUCGCCUACAUCCAUCGGUGGCUCGGCCGCAUUGCCAUCUGUCUGGGUUGGAUCAAUUCCGGCUUGGGAUUCCAGCUGGUGCCCAUCUCGCUGGUGGCCACCCACUCGCUGGUCCGAAACUUUGUGAUCAUGGGAGUCCUAGGAGGGAUCUGGUUCUUCUUGAUUGGAUGGGACGGAUAUCGACACCACUGGGCGAAGAAAGACAAGAUGUCGGCAUACCGUGUUGGAUGGGAAAAAGGGGUGGUGCUUCGAGGUCAGCGAGGGGAGGAGGCAGGUAUCAAGGACAGCAAGCCAGAGUCGGGCAGUUCUGAGGAUCACCAGGAUGAGGUGAACCACCAAUGA
Fonsecaea erecta is the source of this 807-nucleotide messenger RNA. RefSeq lists its product as hypothetical. Lineage: Eukaryota; Fungi; Ascomycota; Eurotiomycetes; Chaetothyriales; Herpotrichiellaceae. The record is from RefSeq and is a predicted model, not a curated record. The coding region runs from base 1 to 807 and encodes 268 amino acids. The transcript is spliced from 2 exons.